Molecule: messenger RNA, 942 nt
Organism: Marmota flaviventris (yellow-bellied marmot)
Lineage: Eukaryota; Metazoa; Chordata; Mammalia; Rodentia; Sciuridae
Product: taste receptor type 2 member 14-like
Biological process (GO): detection of chemical stimulus involved in sensory perception of bitter taste; G protein-coupled receptor signaling pathway; sensory perception of taste
Cellular component (GO): membrane
Molecular function (GO): G protein-coupled receptor activity; bitter taste receptor activity
Source: RefSeq, a predicted model, not a curated record
AUGGGUUCUGUCAUACAGAGUAUGCUUACAGUCAUUUUAAGUGUGGAAUUAAUAAUUGGAAAUUUAGGAAAUGGAUUCAUAGCAGUGGUGAACUGCAUGGACUGGAUCAGGAGAAGAAAGAUCUCUUCAGUUGAGCAAAUCCUCAUUGCUCUGGCAAUUUCGAGAAUUGGUGUGCUCUGGUUUGCAUUGCUAAGUUGGUGGAUAUUUGUGCUUUACCCAGCUUUAUCAGUGCCUGGGAAAAUAUUUAGGAUGGUUUAUAUAUUCUUGAGAGUAUGCAAUCAUUUUGGUGCCUGGUUUGCUACAUGCCUAGGUAUCUUUUACUUUUUGAAGAUAGCCAAUUUUUCUAACUCUGUUUUUCUUUACCUAAAGUGGAGAGUUAAAAAGGUAGUUUCAGUAACAUUGCUGGUGUCCCUGGUCCUCUUGCUUAUAAAUUUGGCACUGAUGAACACAUAUAUUGAUGUCUGGAUUGAUGGAUCUAAAAGAAACACGUCUUAUAACUCCAGUUCAAGGAAUUAUGUAUCAUUUUACAAAGUUGUUUUAUUCACCAAUUCUAUGUUCAUGUUUGUACCCUUCUCUGUGUCCCUGGCAACAUUUAUUCUGCUAAUCAUCUCCUUGAGGAAACAUCUGAAGAAGAUGCAGCACAAUGCCAAAGGGUCCAGAGAUGCCAGUACCACAGCCCACGUGAAAGCCUUGCAAUCUGUGAUCGCCUUCCUGCUACUGUAUGCCACUUUCUUUCUUUCAUUUCUUCUACAAGUUUGGACUACUGAAUUGAUGGAGAAAAGUUCAAUCAUCUUGUUUUUCUGGGCAACUAAAAUUUCUUUUCCUGUAGGCCACUCCUAUAUUCUGAUUCUUGGCAAUUGUAAACUGAGACAGGCCUUUCUUUCAGUGCUGUGUUGGCUGAGGUGCAGGUCCAAAGAUGUCAGACCUGAAUCAGGUCCAUAG